This is a messenger RNA of Exophiala mesophila, 1590 nucleotides long. RefSeq lists its product as uncharacterized. The record is from RefSeq and is a predicted model, not a curated record. The coding region runs from base 1 to 1590 and encodes 529 amino acids. Gene Ontology annotation, molecular function: protein kinase binding; heat shock protein binding; protein-folding chaperone binding. Gene Ontology annotation, cellular component: cytoplasm. The transcript has a single exon. Lineage: Eukaryota; Fungi; Ascomycota; Eurotiomycetes; Chaetothyriales; Herpotrichiellaceae. Gene Ontology annotation, biological process: protein folding; protein stabilization.
AUGCCCAUUUCCUACGACAAAUGGGACAAGCUCGAAGUCUCAGAUGAUUCCGAUGUCGAAGUCCAUCCCAAUGUCGAUACCAAGAGUUUCAUUCGAGCAAAGCAGCGUCAGAUCCAUGAACAGCGUGCACAACGCAAGACCGAGAUCGAGACACUCAAGUAUGAGCGUAUCAUCAACGACGGCCUGCUAGAACGCAUCAAUGCUCUCCUCGAUGCUCUCAAGAAACAUCAAGACGAGGCCGCCACCAAGAACCCUGAAGGAAUCGUCUUCCAAGCCCUAAUCGAGAGUGCAGGUGACCCAGCCAAAGAUGAGCCUCCCAAGCCUCCUGAAGGCGUCUACACCCAUCAGAAAGAGCCGCAGCCUCGCUACUCCAAAAUGAUGGGCGCUCUGAUCGAUCAGGUCAAAAAAGAGGUUGAAGAAAAGGCCUCAUCCGAUCGUUACCACGACUACAUUCUUGGUGUGAACGGUCACCUCACAAAAGUUCAGAAAUUACAACAAGACCUCCUCGCUCGCCUGGCCCAGUUGGAACAGGAAGCCACUGCCAAAAUUACUAGCGAAGACAUACACGAUGGAUUCAACUCAUCCUUUGUCAACAAGUCCACAUCGGCGGCCAAGGAGAAAGACAAGGCGAAAGCGCCAGCCAAGAAAAAGACCGAGACUGUCGAACUUUUGAAUAAGCCCUCAGGCCUCAGUGGUUCUACUCGACAACCCCCCUCUCCUGCGGGCGAAGUCGUCUCGUCUGGUGCCGAAGCUGAUAUCGAGGAUGACUCUCUCUUGGAAAAAUACGAGGACUCGGAAGAAGAAACAGAAUCCAACCUCAAGCUCAACCCGGAAGGGAAACAAUUUGCUAACAUUAAACUCGGUGACUACAGGGCCUGCCUUCAGUUCAUCUCCCAGCACCCUGACAUUGUCAAUGAACGCACCCAAGACGCACUAAUGAUUGAGGCAUUUAACGCCCAGAUGAAAAACCAAGAGACUUACGCCCGCACUUGUGUUCAUCAGAGUCUGUUGAUUCAAUAUUGUCGACAACUGGGUCGCGACGGAGUAGGUGUCUUUUUCAAACGCAUCACCACCAAAGGCCACCAGGCACAACAAGUCUUCAACAAAGACCUGAACGAGACCUAUGCCCGUAUCAAGACUCGAGCAGCCGAGCUACAAAAGGAGGAAGGCAAUGAUCCAGCUGGAGUUGAACAGAUCCAGUUGCAUGCCGUCGAACCUGGCACCGAGAUCCACAUCAACGUUCCUGAAGCCAACUCUGACGAUCCGGUCGAGCAACAAGCCCGGCAAAUCUUUGAAAAUUUCCCCCCUGGCCUGCAACGGGCUCUUGAAUCCGGCAGUCUCGACGAAGUCAAUCUCGUAUUGGGAAAGAUGAGUGUGGAGGAAGCCGAGGAAGUGGUUGAGCUAUUGGGUCAAGGUGGUAUGUUGAGUCUGCAGGAAGGAGUCAUUGAUGCUACGAAUGAAGAAGGACAGAAACGCCUCAAAGAGAUCGAGGAGGAGGAAAAGCGCAAGAAGGAGGAAUUAGCCAAAGCAGCCGAUGUCGAGGGUGAGCCGGGCGAGGCUGUGGACUCAACCCAGGUCCCAAUCCGAUGA